CGUUACCUAGAAUAGAAUAGAACCCAUUAAAAUGACUUUUCCCUCCUCCGCCUGCCUCGGUUCUCUCCCUCUCACCUCCCAAAGCCCUAACCUAACCCCCACGAAGACGAAGAAGAAGAGGAAGAGAAGAGCAGCUCGGACGCUCUUCACCGCAGCAUCCUUUCUUCCUCAUUCCACAUCCUCCCCCGGUUGUUUUCUCAAUUUCCCGCGGGAGUUUAACCUUCCAGCAAUUGCAGCAGUCGCAGCUCCCGGAAGCUCCGUUUUAUCCGCUUCCGGAUAUCCGAUCGUACAUACAUUGUCACUGCUUCGCAUUGAAUGGAGAUUUUUGCUGUUGUCGUGAUCGCAAUCGCUGAUACUUCCACUUUUUUGGGUUUUUGAUGAUAAUCCCCCCCCCCCCCCCCCCCCCCCCCCCCCCCCCCCCCCCCCCCCCCCCCCGGGGCAUUCUUCGAGCAUUGCUGUUCAGCCUGCAAGGUGAAGCUUAAGGUUCUGAUCGCUCGUUGAUGGAGAGUGCGGGGGAAGCAGCCGACGAUCAAAGCUCGGGAUGGUUCCAAGUUAAAAAGAAACACAGAACUAGCUCAAAGUUCUCAGUGCAAAGCUGGGUUGGAGGAUUUUCGGGGAAAACUGCUUCCAACUCCCAGCCUAGUCAGCCUUCAUUCAGUGACAAAGUUGGAAAUCUGCAAGUCAAGCGCAAGCCCCAGCUUGCCAAGACAGGUGGAAAUUCAAUUGUUCAAGGGCACUGCAGUGUUUCCAAUCGUACUCCAGUGACCUCUCAAGAUAAAAAGGUCGGGUCCUAUUCUGAUAAAUGUACUGUUGAACGAGAUAGUAAAUGUCACCAAUUACGUACUCCGGCGUCUGAUAACCAAGAUGGGAACACCCAAAAGGAAUUGCAAAAGGAGAAAUCUGAUGUGACUCAGAAGAUCAAGUGGGGUGAUCUGGAGAAUGAUACUGUUGUACCUUAUCAUGAGAAGAAUGUUGGACUUGAAAUCAGAUUUGGCAACAUCGAUGGUGAGAGCAUCUUGGCUUGUAGAGAGCUCAAAGAACAGAGUGAUGUAGCUACACCUGUUCCCAACUGCACAAGUUCGGACGGCAAUGAUUUGGCAGGGGAACCUGCAGUUGCAGAUGUUUCUUCCCAGAUGGUUCCAUCCAAAUUUAAUGAUGAAGAGCACUGUAAAGAGGUUGAUCUCAUGUCUUCUGAAACAGCAGAAGUGCAGAGUAUGGAAGAGAAAAUUGUUUGCCCAUAUGAUGAUAAUUCAAAUUGCAUGGUGGAACAGGGGGAGCAUGUUAAAUCAGUCAGUGAUGAUAAUUCAAGUUCUAUCUCUCCAUCUGGUGAGGAGGAUAGGAUGGUGGUGAAAUUAGCUGUCUUAUCUGAAGUAAAUGAUGAAAAUACUUCAGAUGAGCCAAAUAGACAGGUAACCUUUGGCCCAGACGUAUUGCUGCAGGAUGCUUCAGUGGAAAAUGACAAACAUCAAAUCUCUGGGGAACCUACCAACACAUCUUUGGGCAAGGACAGUGUGGAUGACCAGCACAUAAUAGACACUUCUGCAUUUGAUCUGGCCCAAAAGGGCGAGAAAUGUAUAAUUGCUCUCGGAGAAGAUGAUUCAAGUGAAAGUAAGGAGAGAUUCAGGCAGCGGCUUUGGUGUUUCCUGUUUGAGAACCUUAAUAGGGCUGUCGAUGAACUGUAUCUUCUCUGUGAGCUAGAGUGUGAUUUGGAGCAGAUGAAAGAAGCUAUUCUCGUUCUGGAGGAAGCUGCAUCUGAUUUUAAGGAGCUAAUUGCUAGGGUGGAGAAAUUUGACAAUGCUAAAAGGUCCAGUUCACUGCUGACAGAUGGGCUGCCAGUUACUCUGAAGAUUGAUCAUCGCAGGCCACAUGCUCUCUCGUGGGAGGUAAGAAGAAUGACAACUUCACCCCACAAGGCGGAGAUAUUAUCUUCAUCAAUUGAGGCUUUUAGGAAAAUACAAGAAGAAAGAGCUAGUAUUUGUAGAGCUGAUGAUACAACUUGCCUAGGGCCUGGGUGUUUGAAAUGCCAACGUCUACCUUCUCAUAAUGUCCUAUCUGAGGGAAAAAGUGAUGCAAUGGUCAUGACUGCAAAUAAGUCAUCCAUAAAACUAACAAAACACAGUAGAAGCCCAGAACUUGUCCAGGGGCGUUCAAGUGGCCGCGUUGCUCUUUCGGAGAAAUCGCAUGCUCCUGAUGUUUGUCCACUGGCACCGGAAUCUAAGGAUUCAAUUGCAUCUGCUGUUGCUAGAAAGAGCAUAAGAGAACAGGCAUCAGGAAAGGAGAGGCCACCUAGGAGAGACAAAUCUUUAACCAAUAAUUUUGCUGAGAAGCCGCCCAAAUAUGCAGAUCAGUCAAAGAGGCACCCUCCACUGUCUGAUAAAGAUAAAGAGAAGAAGAAUGUAAAUUCAUGGAAAACCAUGGAUGCUUGGAAGGAGAAGAGGAACUGGGAGGAUAUACUUUCCUCUCCAUUACGUGUCUCUUCCCGCAUUUCAUAUUCCCCUGGCUUGAGCAGGAAGAGUGCUGAGCGUGCACGUAUUCUGCAUGACAAACUGAUGUCUCCUGAGAAAAAGAAGAAGACUGCUAUGGAUCUGAAGAAGGAAGCUGAAGAAAAACAUGCCCGGGCUAUGAGGAUUAGGAGUGAGUUGGAGAAUGAGAGAAUGCAAAAGCUUCAGCGCACAUCGGAAAAGUUGAAUCGGGUAAAUGAAUGGCAAGCUGUGCGCAACAUGAAGCUGCGGGAAGGAAUGUAUGCUCGACAUCAACGGAAUGAAUCUCGACAUGAAGCAUUUCUGGCUCAAGUCGUGAGGAGAGCUGGGGAUGAAAGCAGUAAAGUUAAUGAGGUUCGUUUCAUCACUUCUUUGAAUGAAGAGAACAAGAAGCUUAUCUUGCGCCAGAAACUCCAGGAUUCAGAGAUGAGAAGAGCUGAAAAACUUCAAGUGAUGAAAAUCAAGCAGAGAGAGGACUUGGCAAGGGAGGAAGCUGUUCUGGAACGCAGGAAGCUCAUUGAAGCUGAGAAGUUACAACGUCUUGCUGAGACACAGAGGAAAAAGGAAGAGGCUCAGGUUAGGAGGGAAGAGGAACGUAGAGCAUCAAGUGCAGCACGCGAGGCUAGGACUAUGGAGCAGCUCCGCAGGAAGGAGGUCAGAGCAAAGGCCCAGCAGGAGGAAGCUGAACUUCUUGCUCAAAAGUUGGCUGAGAGACUUAGUGAGAGUGAACAGCGACGUAAAUUUUAUCUCGAACAAAUAAGGGAAAGGGCUUCGAUGGAUUUCAGAGAUCAAUCUUCACCUUUACUACGGAGAUCCGUGAACAAGGAGAAUCAGGGCCGAUCUACUCCCACAAAUAUCUCUGAAGAUCAUCAAGCAAAUGGUGUUUUAGGAAUGCGAGAAUCUAGUAUCACUGAAGUAAAUGAAGGAGUGCAGCAUUCCCUGAAGCGAAGGAUCAAAAAAAUUCGGCAAAGGCUCAUGGCUUUGAAACAUGAAUUUGUGGAAAUUACAACGAGUGCUGAAAAUACUGGAAUUGGAUAUAGAGCAGCAGUAGGAUCUGCAAGGGCCAAAAUUGGGCGGUGGCUUCAAGAACUUCAAAGGCUUCGGCAAGCAAGAAAAGAAGGGGCUGCAAGUAUAGGUUUAAUAACUGCUGAAAUGAUUAAGUUUCUGGAGGGGAAGGAGCCUGAACUGCAGGCUUCACGCCAAGCUGGCUUGCUCGACUUUAUUUCUUCUGCUUUACCUGCAUCUCACAUAUCAAAGCCGGAGGCCUGCCAGGUGACUAUACAUCUUUUGAAGCUUCUGAAGGUGGUGCUUUCCGUGCCUGCUAAUAGGAGCUACUUCCUUUCUCAAAAUCUCUUGCCCCCCAUUAUACCAAUGAUGUCGGCGGCUCUUGAAAAAUACAUUAAGAUUGCAGCAUCUUUGAACAUACCUGUCAGCACCAACUCUGUAUCAACUAGAGCAUCAAUUGAAAAUUUUGAAUCUGUCUCUGAAGUGUUGGAUGGUUUCCUGUGGACCGUCACAGCAAUUAUAAGUCAUGUAAGUUCUGAUGACCGCCAGCUUCAAAUGAGGGAAGGGUUGCUGGAACUAUUGAUUGCAUAUCAAGUGAUUCAUCGACUGCGAGAUCUGUUUGCCCUAUAUGACAGGCCUCAAGUGGAAGGCUCCCCAUUUCCUUCCUCUAUUGUUUUCAGUAUACAGCUUUUGGUAGUUUUGACAUCCAGUCCUGGGACAAGUAUCUCUAUUGACUGGGAAAUGUUUGCAGUAGAGAAGGAACUGAUGCUGGAAAGUCGAGCACCGAAACUUGAAGAUUCCGCUGAUUCUGUGCUUUCUUCUGGCGAUAAUCCACUGGGGGAUCAGGGAAUCUCUGAUCAGGAGGGUAAGAUGGUUGUCUCUAUUAUAAGGGCACCACAGGAUCCACGAAAAGAAGAAUUUAGUCAUGGAAAUGCAAAUAAUGGAUCUGUAUCCCCUGAAGGGGACAGGGACAAGGCUACAAAUGGAGAUGUUAUGGUCAAGGUGGAUUAUGAUACUGUUGCCUUGACAAGUGCUCCCGAAGUAGCUGAUGCAAAAGGUGAAGCGACCGUCAAGCCUCGUGUAAAUGAGAAGGAUUGCAAAUGCUUAGACGAGAAUAUCAUUGAAAAGAAGGAUGGAAACUCGUCAUCUUUGAAGCGCUCAGUUACACUACUACUUUCUGCCAUAUCAGAAACGGGGCUCGUCUGUCUUCCUUCUUUAUUGACUUCCGUUCUAUUGCAAGCAAAUAAUAGACUAUCAUCUGACCAGGCAGCAAACAUUCUUCCAUCAAAUUUUGAAGAAGUGGUGACUGGAGUGCUGAAGUUUCUCAAUAAUUUGGCCUAUCUAGAUAUCACAUUUCUGCAGAAACUGCUUGCCAGGCCUGACCUGAAAAUGGAAUUCUUCCAUUUAAUGAGUUUUCUGCUCUCUCACUGCAAUAGCAAGUGGAAGUCUCCUAAUGAUCAGGUGGGUUUGCUUCUGCUUGAGUCACUGUUGCUUCUUGGGCACUUUGCCUUGUUCCACCGUCAGAACCAGGCUGUCCUCCGGUGGGGAAAUAGCCCUACAAUUCUUCACAAGGUAUGUGAUCUUCCGUUUGUAUUCUUCAGUGACCCGGAGUUGAUGCCGGUUUUGGCAGGCACCUUAGUCGCAGCUUGUUAUGGGUGUGAGCAGAACAGAGGUGUAGUUCAGCAGGAACUCAGUGUAGACAUGUUGCUUUCUCUGCUUAAAUCUUGUAGAAGUGUCUCGGCCUCAACUCGGUCAGAUUCCCUAAUAGAAAAUCUCCAGAAUGAUUUGAAUGAUCAUAAUCAGAUCAUUUUUGAACCAAGAAGAUCUCAAGUUGACAAAUCCAUGAGAUCUACACGAGGCAGUGCAAGGAACUUGAGAACCUCUCUAGUUAAAGGAACCUCAGGUGGGAAUGUUGUUAGAAUGGGGAAGAAGAAAGGAGACAGAGCAGCGAAAAGUGGUGAAGAAGGUGCAUCAAGUGAGAACACAGCAACUUCGGGAACUUCUUCGCUGAUGCUACACUGUAGGUUCCCUAGCGGCUUUAUGAAUAUGGCCGAGAAGUUCUUUUCGGAUGAAGUUAACAGCAUCAGCGACAUAUGAAUGAGUUAAAACCCAACCAUGCUCCUUAUCAUGUGCUCUCAUCACAGCUUUCUUCCUUCCAAUAGCAGCUUGACUGCUUGGGCUCCAUAUGGAGGUAUACAUCCGGAAGUUUUUGUUGGUCGGAGUUGCUCCGAUGGCUAAUAUUCAUACUGUAGGUUUGGGGAGACUCUCUCUGAAAGGGAAGAAAGCUCUACCCAGCUGGAGGACACAAUGGGUGCCGUAAGUUGGGAAAAGACUAAAGAAGGUUAUACGGUUUGGAUUUCCACACUUUCAGCAAUCAGAUCAGAUGAUCGUGCUCAAGUUCAUAAUAUUUAUUCAUGGUAAUAUAUAUCUACCUAUAUAUAUGUAUAUAUAUCGACUAUGAAUACGUCUAAUUCUCUCUUCAUUCGUUUACCUUAGUUCCCACUUCUCCUGUAUGUUAAACUCGGAAAGGUCGUUUUUUUACCAAUAAAUAUAAAUGUGCAAUAUCACUCUCUCUUAAA
Molecule: messenger RNA, 6064 nt
Organism: Punica granatum (pomegranate)
Lineage: Eukaryota; Viridiplantae; Streptophyta; Magnoliopsida; Myrtales; Lythraceae
Source: RefSeq, a predicted model, not a curated record